Haliotis rufescens (red abalone) is the source of this 4045-nucleotide messenger RNA. RefSeq names its product epidermal growth factor receptor substrate 15-like 1. Gene Ontology annotation, cellular component: plasma membrane; cytoplasm; clathrin coat of coated pit. NCBI's taxonomy places the organism in Eukaryota, Metazoa, Mollusca, Gastropoda, Lepetellida, Haliotidae. The transcript has 21 exons. Gene Ontology annotation, molecular function: protein binding; calcium ion binding. Gene Ontology annotation, biological process: endosomal transport; endocytosis. The record is from RefSeq and is a predicted model, not a curated record. Bases 3 to 2444 code for a protein of 813 amino acids.
UCAUGGCGGCCGUCCCACCGCUUGCUCAGAUCGUGGGCAGUCACAUUGGAGUGUAUGAAGGCUACUACCACCAGGCUGACCCCAAAGGUACAGGAAGCGUAGGUGCUCUCGAUGCUGCUAUCUUUCUCAAGAAGUCAAAACUCACAGACACUAUUUUGUCUCAGGUAUGGGAUCUGUCCGACCCCACUGGGAAGGGGUAUCUGGAGAAGAGCGGAUUCUUCAUCGCCCUCAAACUGAUAGCGCUGGUUCAGAAUGGGCAGGACCUCAGCAUUUCUAAAAUCACUGUAGAUACACCGCCGCCGAAUCUUGGUCCUGUUGAACCAGUGCUUGUUGAAAGUCCUACACAUUCUGCCUGGGUUGUAAAGCCAUCAGAAAAGUCGAAGUAUGAUCAAGUGUUUGACAGUCUUGGCCCGGUCAAUGGCCUUCUCUCAGGGGACAAGGUCAAGCCGGUGUUGCUCAACUCCAAGCUGCCGACGGACGUGCUGGGCCGAAUAUGGGACCUCAGUGACAUCGACAAGGACGGAUACUUGGAUAAGGAUGAGUUUGCUGUUACUAUGCAUCUGGUGUACCGUGCACGAGAGAACGACCCCACCCCGACAGUGAUACCCCCAGCGCUCAUCCCUCCAUCCAAGCGGAAGUCAGGCUCCACGCUCCCAGGGGCUGUGCCGGUGAUGCCAGGUAUCCCCGGGGUUGAAACUGGACGGGCCACACCACCACAGAAAGAUGGGCCAGGAGCCGGGGGCAAGCCGUGGGUGGUGACGGCUGCGGAGAAGGCCAACGCUGACGUGAUGUUCAUGAAGCUGGACACAGACAUGGACGGCUUCGUGACGGGGGCAGAGGUGCGCAGCAUCUUGGUACAGAGCAACCUGCCCAAUCCUCUACUGGCUCAUAUAUGGAACCUGUCUGACAUCAACGGUGUUGGGAAGCUGAACACAGAGCAGUUUGCCCUGUCCAUGUACCUGGUGCAGCAGAAGCUGAAGGGAGUGGAGCCGCCCACGACGCUCACCCCCGAGAUGAUCCCGCCGUCACUGCGACCCAAGACGGGAGCUGAUCCCGCUGCAUUUGGGGUCAUGGACGGGACGAAUGCAGGCCCGUAUAGUCAUGUAGCUGAUUUCUCUGCUAUCAAAGAACUAGACUUCAUCAGUAAAGAGAUUGAUGAAAUUAAAAGGGAGAAGAUGCAGAUUGAGAGGGACAAGGUGCAGAGAGAUGCGGACAUCAAGAUCCGACAGGGGGAGGUGCAGAUGCUGCAGAAGGAACUCGACGCUAUGACCAGCACCCUGCAUCAGCUGGAGGGGCAGAAGAAGGAGGCCCAGAAACGCCUGGACGAGCUCGGUGACAAGAGAUCAGACUUGGAAAACAAUGUGAAAGAUUUACGAGAGAAGUGUCAGACAGAACAAACAGAGGUGGAUAAACUCAGGGGACAAAUAUCAAAUCAAGAAAAGUCAGUCAAAGACCAGGAGUCUGACCUGGGGCGGUUGCGGGUGGAGUUGAAUAAGCUGAGGGAGGAUGAGUCGUCCCUGGAGCAGCAGGUGGAAGCAGGCAAGCAGCAGCUCGAGUCCCUCGUCAAGUCCCAGAAGGACCUCGACCUUCAAGUCAACCAGACGAGUGCCCGCGUCACCCACCUCCGAGACCAGCGCCGGGCCGUGGCCCAGAGUAUAGCUGGCUAUAGCUCCCAACUCAAUGGGGAUGUCGCGGGAUACGGGGACAGCGACCAGUUCAGCACAAGAACAACUAUCGGGAGCAGUCCGGUGAGCACCUUGAGCGGCUUCAGUGUGGGAUCUACGACUGAUGACUUCAAGGAGGAUCCCUUCAAGGGCAAGGAUCCCUUCAGUAACUCCGGCGACCCGCCCUCACAGGCUGACCCCUUCCAGAAUGAUGACCCAUUUAAAGACAGUGAUCCUUUCAAAUCCUCUGAUGGCUUCCAGGCUGAUCCCUUCGCUGCUGAAGACCCAUUUAAAGAUACCUUUGGUUCUAAACCUGCGUCAAAGAGUGAUCCAUUUGGCAGUGAAGAUCCAUUUGCAGGAUCCUUCUCUCCAUCUCAUUCUAGUCAAAAACAACAAAGUAACUUGGACCCAUUUGGUGCCACUAGCUCAAGUAAACAGAAGGGUGGAAGCGACGAUAUAUUUGGUACUGAUCCUUUUGCUCCAAAGUCCUCGAAGAGAACCGAUUCUCCGGGACAAGCUCCCGCCCUUCCUCCUAAAUCCAAAAAGCAGCCACCCCCACGGCCUGCCCCACCCAAGUCAAAGAGUCCCUUACCCACCGGAGCCAACAAACCCAAGGUGGAUCCAUUUCCUGGAUUUGGAAGCGAUCCAUUUGCCAAUGCCACGGAUCCUUUUGCAAGUUCUGGAACAGGGGGGGGCACCGCUGGUGAUCCCUUUGCCAAUUUCGCUGACUUCAGUCCAGGAAAGUUUGAAGACGACAAGUCGGCGUGGGCAACCCAGUGACACGCCCGCCAAGGGGCGCUCUGCCCUCCGUGUAACAAAAUAUGACUUACGUAUCACUCAGUCCUUCAACUACGACACUUGACCGUUUGGACAGCCCUUUUUGUAAAUCGAAAAUGCCAAAUGUGAUUAUGUAACAUCUGUUCUUCCUUCUGCUAUACAAACAUCUGGGUGCGAAUAUGGAUGCUCUGGUGUAAAGAAAAAGUUACAGGGUUUAGAAAUUUGCUGGAACAUCUGCAGAGGCAGUUGUCAUGGAGACUGUGAUGUCAAGUUAAGCGGUGUAAUCUCUCCAGCCUCAAAACAGUUCUGUUUGUUAUGAAUGUACGGUAGUACCUUAUAUACCAAUAUCUGAAACAUCUUGAUUGUUACAUUUGUGGUGCCCGGUUUGCCAUGUUUGCUGUUGGGUUGACCUCUGGAGACUUAAGGUAUGCACAUUCUGCCUACAGCAGCGCCUGUGGUUACCAUGGUUGCGGUGCCGUCAUUAAUUUUGUCCCCGAACUGGGUCACUGAGAAAUAGGUACAUGAUUUGGGAGAAGGUAUGAAAAUUAAGAUAAAUACUUGUGUUUUUUCAAGAUUCAACAAAAUUGUUUUGUCAGUUUUGCAUCUUUUUGAUGGGUUGCGGGCGAAAAGGAGAUAGCGACUUGCAUCUCAAGGCAUGUCAGUCUGUUGUAGAGAGAACUGUAUGUCAGCCUAAUUAAGGCAAGUCACCAUUGGCCUAUGUGUGAGCUGUUGUUUAUGAAGCUGAACAGUUCAAACCCCAGGUAGCCACAGACUCCUGUUGUAGGCACACCCUGUUUUCACUGGUGUAAGAUGCAAGCUUAAUUUUGCUUAUUGUUUAACAUUUAAGAUCUCUUUCUCUCUGACAGCUUCACUUAUGAAAUCUAUCCUACUUAUCAUUAACUGUUCUGCUAUCUCUUGGACAGGUAAACAUGGUAAAUGCGUCUGGCUUUACUGUAAAUACAGUAGUUUCAUGUAAUUUAUUUCAUAUUUAUGUCAUAUUGUUACAUUUGUUGUAUUGUAAAUUAAGAAUAAGAAUCAAAGACAUCAUCAGAUUUAUAUGUUUACAAUAAUUUGUUGUAUUCAACACAGUAUUAGGAAAUUGUGAAGGAUCAUUGUGUUGUUUGAAAAUGUAUGUUCCCUACUUUGUCACUGGUCACAAGUAUUAGAAUGUCAAUAUCAGUAACUCUUUAUGUGUAUCCGAGUUAACAAGAGGAAGCGUAUUAUGUUCAUAUUGCAGAUUUUGAUGUUAUUUAUGAAUACAUGUGUAUCAACUUCAACACUCCUCUCAGAACAUGAAGAGUGCAUGAUAAAUGUUUGAUACUUAAGCCAUAUAAUGUGGCAUUGAUUGAUGCAUGGUAAAUAUAUGAGACUUAAGGAAUAUUAUGUGGCAUUGAUGUAUGGUAAAUAUAUGAGACUUAAGGAAUAUUAUGUGGCAUUGAUGCAUGGUAAAUAUAUGAGACUUAAGGAAUAUUAUGUGGCAUUGAUGCAUGGUAAAUAUAUGAGACUUAAGGAAUAUUAUGUGGCAUUGAUGUAUGGUAAAUAUAUGAGACUUAAGGAAUAUUAUGUGGCAUUGAUGCAUGGUAAAUAUAUUAGACUUAAGGAAU